This is a messenger RNA of Orussus abietinus, 4125 nucleotides long. It is a transcript of the gene mtRNApol, whose product is annotated as DNA-directed RNA polymerase, mitochondrial. The record is from RefSeq and is a predicted model, not a curated record. The transcript has 18 exons. Gene Ontology annotation, biological process: mitochondrial transcription. The coding region runs from base 132 to 3956 and encodes 1274 amino acids. Gene Ontology annotation, cellular component: mitochondrial DNA-directed RNA polymerase complex. NCBI's taxonomy places the organism in Eukaryota, Metazoa, Arthropoda, Insecta, Hymenoptera, Orussidae. Gene Ontology annotation, molecular function: DNA-directed RNA polymerase activity; mitochondrial promoter sequence-specific DNA binding; protein binding.
GUGGCUAGGCAUGGCGGGAUGGCCGCUCCGUGAUGCCGAUAAACACCGAUAAACACCGAUAAACGGCAUCGUCGGACCCGUGGAUUUUAUAUUUUCUACGUAUUAUAGUGUUUACGAUUAGUUUCCGUAAAAUGUACAGACUACUGAAGGUGCAAAGAGUCGUGGUGCAAGGUGCAUGCCGUACAUCAAUUUGUAGCAACACCCGAGAACAGGCUCGAGUGUGCUCUUUUUGUAAAUUCUACCACAACGAAAUUCGGAGGGAUCGCAGUUACGUCCAUUUUCGGCAAUAUUCAACUACUCUAAGUACGGCUAUGAUGGAACUUCCGUUAAAGAAGAAAUCAAAGAGAAAAUUAAAGAAAUAUACUGAAUUACUGGAAGUUUCCGACGGUGCAACGAAUAAUAAAAAAGCAGCGGUGCAAAAAUUGGAUGCCGCAUCUUUGUCGAUGCUCGUCGACGAUCCAGGAAUUGCUUUAGAUCAAUUGAACAAAAUUGAGAAAAAACUAGCUGUUAAAAAAAAGCGGAAGAAGAAAUCCAAUAAAGAAUCGGUAAAAAUCGAGAACACUGUUGUGGAACCAACUACAAAGAGCGAUGUUAAACGGUAUUCUAAAACGGAGAGGCAAGAAAUUUUUCAAAAUAGUGGGGCAUUAAAUUCAUUAGAUGAAACGGAUAUUUUGAGUAAAGCUAAUGCUAUGUCAAAUCCAACCCUGCUGCAGACUAUAGAAGUAGAAGAUGACGAAAUUGACGAUAAACCGGUCGAAGAUGGUUCAAAGAGUACGAAAUCCAAGCGUACUGAAAACUUAAAAAAGUCAGAAGAUCCUUUAUCUUCCAAAGUUAUGAAGGAACGUAUGAAACUGGCAAGGGAAAGAUGUUUAUUGCAAAGUUUGCUUGCAUAUGUUCACGUUUGCAUUCAUUGCGGAUUGAUUUCUCAAGCCCUCGAAGUGGUGAAGCAUUACAGAAAGUUCAAUGCAGCGGUUCCCGAUAAUCUUGUCAUUAGGAAUUUAAAUCUUUAUAACAUUCUCUUGAAGUACUAUGCAUCCACAGCAAAUUUUAAUAAAGUGAACGAUAUAAGGUAUUACAUACAGGAAGAUGGACUAAAACCCAAUACGCAAACUUACGCUGCAUUGUUCGAGUGCAUCGGUAGAAUGGAGAAAUCUGAUUAUUUCCUAAAUUAUUUAAGAGACAUACAAGAGGAGAUGACGGAAAACAACAUAUCUCUGAACGACGUGGUUAUUAAAGCAAAAUUUGUACAAGACCAACAAAAACAUGUACUGGCAGCUAUCAGAUUGCUCAAACCCGAGUUUCAGCCGCAACACGUGUUUUAUAAUAUCCCCUACAAUUGCUCACUUGUCAAUAAAUUGUCACAAAACAAAGCUUUCACAAAAAGUCCCGCUAAAGGACUGCAGUCGAAUAUCAAUAUUUACGACAAAAUCGAACAGCAAUUGAAAUGGGAGAAGAAUGGCAUUGUACAUAUAAAAAGUAUUGCACCCCAGAAAUUGACUCCUACCGUGAUGCGUUACAGGGAGGAAGUAGAGAAACUUGAAAAAAUGUGGGAGAAAACCGCAACCGAGGCAUUCGAUAGGGAUUUAAAUAUAUUAAAAAAUCGUAAGAUCAUCAUGUCGUCCCAAAUGGUGAUGCUGUAUCCCUAUAUGUGCGUUCUGGAUAAACAAGAAUAUAUCAAAGUCAUUGUGCACGAGGCAAAGAUUCGAGCCCAGGGCUCGAUGUCGUACAGUCCGACGCUUCAGAUGCUUUGCAAAUGGCUCGGCAAUCGUAUCUUUUCGAAAUACGAGAUAUUAUACAAACAGAAUAAUGGAGUAUUAACCAAGACGGAGGAAGUUUAUACCAGGUAUUUCCACUGGUACAUGAAUAAAUUCGAUACUUUAAAUACUCGAACCAAAUGGCAGAAGCUUUCGCACGAGGCAUCGAAAUGCGGAUCGUCCUUGAACGUGAAUUGCAUACAAUGGCCAGUCUCGGUGCUGGUAAACGUCGGCAGAUUUCUCUACGACAUCAUUCUGAAAGAUCUUAAAUUUAACGUAAACGGCUGCAAGACCAACAACGACAAGGAGACUUACCUUCCCGCAUUUUAUUCGGUAUUUAAAACUUCGAGCAGUUCUAUGAGAGAAGAGGUGAAUCCGCACCCCGUCCUGGCGAGACUCUACGAACUAUCCCAGCCUGAAAUAUUGAGUUUCGAUACAACGGAGGUACCGAUGGUCUGUCCACCUCGCCCCUGGGAUUCGGUCAAUAACGGAGGUUUCCUGGUGACCAAAACCAACCUUGUCAGAGUUUCCCAAACCUCGGUGACGCAGUGGGAUAAACUGAGUAGUUGUCGACCGAGUCAGGUAUACCCGGUUCUCGAUUCGUUGAAUCAGCUCAGCUCUAUACCAUGGAGGAUCAACCCUGCCAUCCUCAAAGUGGUUCUCGAGGUGUUUCGACACGGUGGGUCGGUAAAACUAAACGUGCCACAGCCACCCUCCGUUCUUCCACCGUUGCCCGUGAUACAAUCCAACGCCCCGGAGGCGGAAAUCAAAGAGGCCAUGAGACUCAGACUGCGCCUGAAGAGACAGGGGAACGAAAUGUACUCUUUAUGGUGCGAUAUGUUGUACAGACUUUCGAUAGCCGAGCACUUGAAGAACGACAUUUUCUGGUUACCUCAUAAUAUGGAUUUCCGAGGUCGAGUGUACCCUUUGCCUCCUCAUUUGAACCACUUGGGUUCCGACUUACCCCGAUCGUUGCUCACCUUUGCUCUUGGCAAACCACUGGGUAAAAACGGUCUGGAUUGGUUGAAAAUUCACGUGAUCAAUCUGACGGGUCGUAUGAAGAAGGAGCCGGUGAAAAAUCGACUCGAGUGCGCCAAUAGGAUUAUGGACGAUAUACUCGACAGUGCAGAGAAUCCACUUACGGGCAAAAUGUGGUGGGCAGAGGCCGAAGAGCCAUGGCAGACGUUAGCUGCUUGCAUGGAAAUAUCGGCAGCUCUAGGAUCCCCGGAUCCGGAAAAAUAUGUUAGCAAAUUUCCCGUUCAUCAAGAUGGAAGUUGCAACGGGUUGCAACAUUAUGCAGCAUUAGGUCGCGAUCAACCAGGUGCCGUGAGCGUGAAUCUAUUUCCCAGCGAGAAACCGCAGGAUGUUUAUAGUGCGGUGGUCGAUUUGGUCGAGAAGGUUCGCCAGCAGGAUGCAGAAAAUGGCGUCGAGAUAGCACGAGCCUUGAACGGCUUCAUUAGCAGGAAAGUCAUUAAACAAACCGUCAUGACAACUGUUUACGGAGUUACGAAGUUUGGUGCCCGAAUACAAAUUGCGAAACAAUUGACCGAUAUAGAGAAUUUCCCGAGAGAACUCGUUUGGACAUCCAGUGCUUAUCUGGUCAUAAAAACGUUUGAGUGUCUGAGAUCUAUGUUCAAUAGUGCAAGAGAGAUUCAAGACUGGCUGACAGAAUGUGCUCGCGUGAUCACGAUGACGUGCAAGCAAAAUGUCGAGUGGGUAACUCCGUUAGGAUUUCCAGUGGUUCAGCCUUAUUGUAAAUUAAAUAGGACCGUUGAUUCAAGACGAGUGCAUCAGUUACUGUCGAUGGAUUCAUUUGAAUUACCGAAUACGAUGAAGCAAAGAAACGCAUUCGCCCCAAAUUUUAUUCAUUCUCUAGACUCGACUCACAUGAUGCUGACCAGUCUUUACUGUGAAAACGCUGAUGUGACGUUCGCGUCCGUGCACGACUGCUUCUGGACGCAUGCCUGCACCGUUGAUUUAUUGAACAAGAUCUGUCGAGAGCAAUUCGUUGCCCUUCACUCGCAACCUAUACUGGAAGAUUUGUCCUCGUUUUUCAUAGAUAGGUACAACGUCAAACAUCUGGAGUCCAUCUGUCUCAGUGUAGACGACAAGAGGAGCCUCUUCCGAAUAUUUCAACGUCAACCAAAGAAGGGAUCGUUCGAUCUAAAGCAGGUCUUGGAUUCGAUUUAUUUCUUCAGCUGAAAUAAAUUGAGUCCACCCGUAUGAUGCUGCAAACUUCCUCCUGCGGUUUACCGUUUAUCACCGGUUAGUUAGACACGAAUCAAUGAUGUAUAAACAAGUAGGAAACGGUAUAUUUAAGCGUAGCACUUAAAUUUCAUUAUAGAUUAAAUCGAGGAGAGGAAAGAGUAAA